UAGUGCUUUAUUAAGAAAAUAUGGAUGUUGAUCUAGAACUGAUAUCCAGCUGUGACGGACAAAGGCUCUGUAACACUUUAAAGUUAGGAAGUGUGUGUUUAUUGCGAGAUAACUCCCAAAUACACACCGCGAUUUACAGGUUGUGAUUUCAUGGAUUUGAUUUCCUAAGGCAGUGCUGAGGAAGGGAUUGCAAACCCAUCAGGCCAUGGCCCUGGGAAGGAUGGAGCACAAAGACUGGUACAAGGUCCUGGGGGCCAAACCUUCAGACAGCCCAGCAGAACUGAAAAGGAAAUACCAAAAACUUGCUUUGUUGCACCACCCCGACAAGCAGGCGGCGGGCGCGGCGGAGGAGCGCGGGCAGCGGUUCCUGGAGAUCCACCAGGCCUGGAAAGUUCUGGGCAACGAGGAGACCAAGCAGGAGUAUGACCUGCAGCGGCGUGAAGAUAACCUGACAAAAGAAUGGCCACUUCACGAACAGAUUUAUCUUGAGGACAUGUCCUGGAAUGAAGAUGAACAACUCUACACUCUGUCCUGUCGAUGUGGGGGGAAUUACAGUGUCUCCAAGAGUGAAACCAAAGACGUAUCUUUGGUUUGUUGUGACACAUGUUCACUUGUUAUCGAGAUCCUGCAAUGAUUGUUUCAGUGAAGCACACUGAGUGUUACAAACUGUUCAAAAGACUGGACAAACACGUGACAGAAUCUGCUAAGGAAAUGUAUGUUAAAGAAAAGGGGGGCACUACAAGAAUGAGUUCAUUCAGGGUUAAAAAUGACAAGUUCCCCUUUGCUCACACAGCUGGGAUUCUCCUACUGCAGCUGAAGAGCUCAUUGCUCAACACCUCCAGCCCAGAACAGCAGUUUGUACAACUGGAAUGCAUCUCCUGAUCUAAAGGUCUCUUUCCCAGCAAACAACAGAGCAGCUUCUUCCAAUUUCAGUCUGCAGCAGCUCUUGGGCCCUUCUUCUUAGGUUAAAUCCUUGCAACAGCUCAGAUGACAAAAUUCAAUCAGGAGGCGCAGACGUGAGAAUGCUUUGAAGGUAAUGAAGAGCAAAGUUCAGCAGUGGGAAACAGGAACAUUUUCCAUUUGUAAGCUAAAUAUUUAAGUUCAUGAAGUCCUCUCAAGGGCUGGGGCCUAGGAGGAGGAGGAGG
Messenger RNA from Melozone crissalis (California towhee), 1145 nucleotides. RefSeq names its product DnaJ heat shock protein family (Hsp40) member C24 (gene DNAJC24). Lineage: Eukaryota; Metazoa; Chordata; Aves; Passeriformes; Passerellidae. Gene Ontology annotation, molecular function: ATPase activator activity; ferrous iron binding. Gene Ontology annotation, biological process: positive regulation of ATP-dependent activity. The transcript has 5 exons. The record is from RefSeq and is a predicted model, not a curated record. The coding region runs from base 206 to 634 and encodes 142 amino acids.